This is a messenger RNA of Biomphalaria glabrata, 3569 nucleotides long. RefSeq names its product epithelial membrane protein 1-like. The transcript has 6 exons. Gene Ontology annotation, cellular component: plasma membrane. The coding region runs from base 307 to 828 and encodes 173 amino acids. The record is from RefSeq and is a predicted model, not a curated record. NCBI's taxonomy places the organism in Eukaryota, Metazoa, Mollusca, Gastropoda, Planorbidae.
CAUGACAGGGAGAAUAACGUUAGGCCAAGGUUCGAACCCUGGAACAUCGUGCCGACAGUUCUAAGCACUUGCCACACAAUGAAGCCCAGUUACUUUAGACCAUUUUGUUUUUAAAAUUGAUGAGAUUAAAGUAGAGAUCUCAUUAGGUGAUGGAGGCAAGCUAGGAAUCAAGCUAAUACAUUGUCUAGUGAUAACUCACGCAACACCUCCACGUGACACAAGCACGUGACAUAACCAAGUGGCACCUAGCCUAACUGUACAAACAGAAGGAUACAGCUAAACAAGAGCUAAGCAGAAUCCAUCAACAUGGGGGUCAAGGACGGAUUUAUGGAAGCUAACCUCGUGACCAAAUUAAGUUUCUGUAUUGUCCUGUUCGCUGUUAUCAUCAACUGGAUUGCUUUCUGCACAACUUCUUGGUUUUUGGUCAGUGGAAUCAAUUAUUAUGGAUUAUGGAGAGCAUGCACUGCAACUACUUGUGGUAGCAUGUUGGACGGAAGUCCUGACGAUGAUAUUAACGCUAUCCAGGCCUUUGCAAUCUUUGGCUUCAUGGGCCUGAAUGUUGGAUUCUUUCUGAUCGUCAUGUACAUGUUCUGGGGAAGUUGUAAGGGCAAUGGUGAGACUGGACUUGCAGCCGCCAUCAGUCUCCUGGUCUCAGCUGGCUGUUGGCUGAUUGCUGUUGCCAUCUUCGGGUCAAAGUACGACGACUACUCAGUUGGUAGAUUUGGUUACUCCUUCGCUCUGGCCGUCAUCGCACUCAUCCUGGCCUUGGUCGCUGGAAUUCUGAUGGUCGUGGGCGGCCGUGGAAACAGUUCUGUCAGCUCCAAGUAGAGACAUCUCACCAACGUAUCGAUGUUAUGCAGUAAAGAUAUAAGAAGACAUUUUUGUUGUCAGAGGCGUCACUAGGGUUGGUGUCCACCGGUGCGGUAAGCUAAUGGUGUCACGCCAGCCUCCAGGACAAUGUCGAAAAAUAACGUGCCAAAAGAAACUUUCUUGAUCAAUAAAGCAGAAAUCUAUUCUGGUAUUUAGAAAUGUCAAAGUUAAAAACAAAGUGCUUUAAAACAAGAAAAUAUAAAAAAUACUUUUAAAAAAGACAACUCCUCCGUUAUACAACUAAUACAGCGAUUAUUUUGCUCGUAUUAACUCCCCUGCCCAUUUUAGUUCAGUGUAUGCAUAAUUCUACUAGAGUUUAUACAAUUCUAAUGAUUAGCCUUUAGGACUUAGAAGACGGUACGCAAAAUGUUCCUAAAAACCUAUUAGUUUAUUAAACUCUUUAAUGAAUAGUGCCAACAUGAGAAAAUACCAGAAGACGUGGUCUGUUCAAAAUAAAGAUUUUCUAGUCAUGGCCAAAUUUAAAUUAAUUAUUUAAUGCUUUAAAAUAUUAUAACGGCUAAACUGAAGUUCUCCCAGUGUGGCCAUAUAGAUAGCAUGCAUUUGCUGGCUGAAUUGAGGAAGCUUUUUCUUUUGUUUUACUUUGGUGGCCCUUCUUGAUAGGUGUCAGCCGCUGCAUUCCGCACCCCUCCCUAGUGACGCCACUGUUUGUUAUUAUUGUUUACUUUUGAUGCCAACCAUUCUCAUACUUCACACGUCUAAAUAUAUGUAUUAUUUAUUCCAUUCUCUUGGAAACGAAUUUUACAAAUCUUUACAUUUCCUUCGUAUUUUCAUUUUCACUGAAUCGACGCAUACAUUAAUUGAUUGAUUCACUGUACAAGCAACUCGAACUAAGUUGUCUUUUGAUAUUCUUUCUUAGAUCCAUUAAUGUAGCAGAAGAGAUCGUGUUUAAGGGACAAUCUUAGGUAAUAGAAGAGUUCUCUUAACGGGAGUCAACAGUUCUACUUAUAGACAUUACUAUGUCUAUGAUUCUACUACUAAACUGAUUCAUCGCAAUGAAACUAAAAAUAAACUAUAGUGGAAAUGGUUCAGAAUAAUUGUUUUUCAUGUGACAUCUCUAGUCUUGUAAUUCUUUAUUUCAAACUGAGAGGCUCCUUCACUCAAUUGUACUUCAGGUGUUUGUUAGAAUCUCUUAUUGAUAGAAACUGCAUGACAUAAAAUAUGUUUAUAUCGAAUCACUAGCGAUCCAGAACUUUUAGGGGGGAGGGGGGGAUUUUUCUAAAAGCUAACCCUAACGCUCAAUAAAACCUAAUCCUAUAUAUAAGAGCACACACACACAUAUAUUUAAUAUAUAUAUAUAUAUUUAUAUAUAUAUAUAUAUGGACGCCACCUCCUCCAACCAAAUCGACCGAGAUACCAGAAGGGGAACGACAUAAUAUAACAUUGAUUAAAAUAUAAACAAUUAGUAUAUAUUAUUAACAUAAGUAAAGAAAUCGUAUGGUCGUUGUGCUGGCCACAUGACACCCUUGUUAACCGUAUUCCACAGAAAGAGGUGACCUUAACAUCAUCUGCCCUAUAGACCACAAGUUCUGAAAGGGGAAAUAAAUAAUUCCUACACAUAAUUCGAUCGCCCCUCCCGCUCCCCCCCCCUCCCCCGUAUCCGCCAGUGCAUUCGAAUACAAGACAGAAAAAUUGUUUCCAUUUGUUAUCUGCCAAAAUAUGAAUGAAGUGUUAUUUAUCCGAUAGUUUUGAAGUGUAAAACAUGGAUUAGAUGUGAAAGAUCAAUGUACAUUUAAUGAUUGCCAGUUGGUAUUUUUACAUAUUAUUAUAUUUUAACAUUUGGUCCCUUAUUUCUGUCAGUUCUCUAGAAGGGAGUUAACCCAAACAUCCUAUUGUAAAACAAUCAGAUUCAUUGUACUCUAAAAGCAUUUUUUUUAAAAUUAAGAAGCAGACGGUAUAGGCAAUAAAGCAAUCUGCAUUAGUUUAAUAAUUCAACAGCCAAUAGUGGAGGAAAGAAUUGUCAGAGCUCGUGAUCAUUGAGAAGACCUUCAGUCCUGCCUCGGUUUUUUUGAGUGUCCAUCUUAAAGGAAGAAAAGAAUGCGAGUUUAUUAUUUAGUUGUAUUCGAAACUUUUCAUUUGCGUUAUUCUCUCUCUAAAGUCUAAAGUGACCAAACAUUUGCUUUAAUAUGAAGUUUAAUCCUAUUCAUAAUAGGGUCGAGCUCAUUUGAUCGGCUUACAUCGGGGCACAAUUCUUAUGGUGCUAAUAAACUGCUGGUCCGAUUAACCAGAUUCGACUUUAUAAUAGGAUUUGUUUUAAAUUAUAAUUUAUAAUAGGAUUUGUUUGUUGGUAGUUUUUUUUUUUUUUUUUUUUUGUUGUUGUUUAGGAUUAUAUUACAUGGGGCUGGUUCGAUUAACCGGUGAUUUGAUUAACCAGAUUAUAUUUUAAUAUUCUAUUAAUUUUCUUUAUAAGAAAAUCUUCCUGGAUAUGCCUAUAAAUAUUAAAUUUUACAGUUCAAAGCUAAUUUACAUAGACUAUGCAAAUAUUUUUUUAAAGUUUAUUUAAUUUUCUUAAUAUAUUUAAAAUAACAUUUAAAUCUAAACUUGCCAUAGAAUGAACCGAUCUUAUUUUAUUGUAUUUAUAUAUUGAUUGAUGUAUAGAUUGAAAAUUGUUUCACUUAUUGUCAAAGGUUAUAAAUAGUUUAAAAUUUUAACUUGUUUUAAACAAAACUUUGUUUGUUUGU